AUGAGCAGCAAUGAGUGCUUCAAGUGUGGACGAUCUGGCCACUGGGCACGCGAAUGCCCUACUGGUGGAGGCCGUGGUCGUGGAAUGAGGAGCCGUGGCAGAGGUGGUUUUACCUCGGAUGGAGGUUUCCAGUUUGUUUCCUCAUCUCUCCCAGACAUCUGUUAUCGCUGUGGUGAGUCUGGUCACCUUGCCAAGGAUUGUGAUCUUCAGGAGACUGAAGCCUGCUAUAACUGCGGUAGAGGUGGCCACAUUGCCAAGGACUGCAAGGAGCCCAAGAGAGAGCGAGAGCAAUGCUGCUACAACUGUGGCAAACCAGGCCAUCUGACUCGUGACUGUGACCAUGCAGAUGAGCAGAAGUGCUAUUCUUGUGGAGAAUUUGGACAUAUUCAAGAAUUAAUAUGGGUAGCAAGACUAAACAAGUAA
This is a messenger RNA of Pipistrellus kuhlii (Kuhl's pipistrelle), 423 nucleotides long. RefSeq names its product CCHC-type zinc finger nucleic acid binding protein-like. The record is from RefSeq and is a predicted model, not a curated record. Bases 1 to 423 code for a protein of 140 amino acids. Gene Ontology annotation, cellular component: cytoplasm. NCBI's taxonomy places the organism in Eukaryota, Metazoa, Chordata, Mammalia, Chiroptera, Vespertilionidae. Gene Ontology annotation, biological process: positive regulation of cytoplasmic translation. Gene Ontology annotation, molecular function: mRNA binding; translation regulator activity; single-stranded RNA binding. The transcript has a single exon.